AAUUACUGGGAUACUUGGAUGACCUGCCCUUACUGGUUGUGCGAGCCCCAGCAUACUCUCUACUAUUGUAUUUCUUUUCCACUCUAACAGUACUUUUUCUUUGAAGAUUUUCCGUCCGACGAAAAACUAUCUAAGGCAUCUUCCCGUGCCCGAUUUCGAUGUUUUUCUUACUCCGUGUAUGCUCAAAGAACAAGCAAGGAUGUCAAAAAAACAAGAGAUGAGUAAGUUGGAUAUGAGCCGUUGUGAAUUGCCAUGCCCGUCUGGUACUUCACGUGCUAUUAAAAAUGCUAAGGCGCAAAAUGAACAUCUUGUAACACGCCAGAUAAAUCUUGAGUUAAUGGAAGAGUACGCUGCAGAAAGUUACUUGCGAAGAAAUCGAGAACUAGAGCAGUUGUGUACAGAAGCCGAGCGGGAACUCAGACGUACUAAAGAAGAAGUGAUGGAAAUUCACGCCAGGCGUAAAAUGGCUCAGUUAGAUGCAGGUCGUCAGUUGAGAGAGCUGGAAGGAAGUUGGGUGGCAAUGGUGACCAACAAUUACAGAAUGGAACUCGCCAACAAUCAGAUGGCUAUGGCUAAUGCUCAGAUGGCUAAAAGACUUCGACUUGAUCCAUCUGCAUUGGAGCAACUUAAUUGA
Messenger RNA from Angiostrongylus costaricensis, 634 nucleotides. NCBI's taxonomy places the organism in Eukaryota, Metazoa, Nematoda, Chromadorea, Rhabditida, Metastrongylidae. The record is from the annotation of a GenBank genome assembly.